AUGGUCGCUAGAGUGUGCAGCGAGCUCGGUUUGGGGCUUGUUGCCAUCUCCGAACCCAAUAGGGUUCCGGAGGACGGACGAUGGCUGUCUUCAACGGACAACCCGCCAUCAGCUGCCAUUACUUGGCAGUGGUCGCAGGCUAGGCUGCCCUGCUUGCCCCUCUGGAGAGGAAAGAGGUUUGCGGCGGUGGAGUGGGGGAAUACGGUGGUAGUUUUCUGCUACUUCCCCCCUAGCCUUGACGAUGAAGAUUUCCUCAGGGACCUCGGGGAGUUGGAGGGAAAGCUGACGGGUGCGUUGGGUCGUCCAAUAGUUAUAGCGGGCGAUUUCAAUGCCCGUGCACUGGCGUGGGAUAGCGGCGGCCGAAAUAGAAGGGGGGAUCUUCUUCUGGGCUGGCUAGCCGCCAUGGACCUGGUGGUCAUCAACGAGGGUACGGAGCCGACCUGCGUGCAUCCUCGUGGGGUCUCGAGGGUCGAUUUGACGCUGGCAUCGCCCUCUGCUGUCGGGAGGAUAUCGGAGUGGAGGGUAGCAUCAGAGGUGGAAUCCUUAUCGGACCACCUCUAUGUGACCAUGACGCUGGGGACCUCCAUCCUGGGCCCGGAGACGGGGAGAGUCGCCCUUCGGACGUUCCCGAGAUGGGUGGCCAGUAAGGUGGACUACGACUUGAGGGAGGCGGCAGCAAUUUUCUCGGCAUGGAGCGAGAGCCCCGGAGAUGCUGUUGGAAGAGCUCGGAACUUGGAUCGAGUAAUGCGGGACAUUUCCGAGGUCUGCAUGCCGAGGAAGGGACUCCCGAGAAGGCCGCAUGCAUAUUGA
This is a messenger RNA of Trachymyrmex cornetzi, 810 nucleotides long. RefSeq lists its product as uncharacterized. Gene Ontology annotation, molecular function: catalytic activity. The transcript has a single exon. Bases 1 to 810 code for a protein of 269 amino acids. The record is from RefSeq and is a predicted model, not a curated record. Lineage: Eukaryota; Metazoa; Arthropoda; Insecta; Hymenoptera; Formicidae.